AUGCUCGCAAAAGCGCAUGGGAAGAUAUCAACAGUACACGGUGUGGUAUUACGAAACUUAGAUGAUAUUAAACUAAUACGAGAACUAGAAAGUGAUUUGGAUUUAGACAUAUGGCGAGCUGGCUUGCCUGGUGUCAAAGAUGCCUAUAUCAUGGUCAGGCCACAAUUUAAGGAAAAAUUUCUGGAAAGAUUGGACGAAGCUGGUAUUCAGCAUUAUGUUCAUAACAAGGAUGUGGUCAGGGCCCUCGAUGACUUUGAAGCAAGGUUUAAUCAGUGGAAGUUGAGACGAAACAAUGAUGCGAUCUAUAACACUUAUCCUAGAUAUGGAGAGAUCGAGGCUUAUCUAGACAGACUAGGACGAGAAUAUCCUAAUAUAGUAACUGUAGUGAAUGCAGGUAACAGCUAUGAAGGACGACCAAUGAAAUAUGUUAAGAUAUCAACCACGAACUUCGAAGACUCAACCAAGCCCAUAUACUUCAUGGAUGCGGCAAUGCACUCCAGGGAGUGGGUGACUCCACCAGUAGCAUUGUACACCAUACAUCGCUUGGUUGAAGACUUGAGAGCUGAAGAUAGGGAUCUCUUGGAGAACAUUGACUGGGUUAUCAUGCCUGUGUUCAACCCGGAUGGAUGGGAGUUCUCUCAUGUUGAGAACCGCAUGUGGCGCCGCAGUCGUUCCUUCAACGCAUCCAUCAGUCCCAUCUGCUAUGGAGCCGAUCUCAACAGGAACUUCGACAUUUUCUUCGGCACCUUCAGCGUCUCCAGUAACCCUUGCUCCGACAUCUAUCCUGGACCAUUUGCCUUCUCUGAAGUCGAAAGCCGUAACGUCAGAGACAUGCUCUAUUUACAUUUAGACCGUAUCCAAAUCUACAUGAACAUGCACAGUUAUGGGAACUUUAUCUUGUACGGUUUUGAUAAUAACACGUUGCCUCAUAAUGUGGCGCAGUUGCAUUAUGUGGCUGCGGCUAUGGGAGCGCAUAUUGAUGCAAGGAAGAUGGCGGACGCUCCGUACUACGCGGUUGGGAAUAGUAAUUACGUGCUCUACGGCGCGUCGGGGACGUCUCAGGAUUACGCUCAGGCAAUUGGCGUCCCAUUUGCCAUAACGCUUGAGUUGCCAGAAUUCGACGGCUACAAUUUUCUGGUACCACCAGAAUAUAUUGAACAAAUAAACACAGAAACUUACGCCGGUAUAGCGGAAACUGCAAGAUUAUCGUACUUGUUCUAUCGUGAUAGACUUUAAAUAUAUUAUUUAUUAUUU
Messenger RNA from Colias croceus (clouded yellow), 1254 nucleotides. Its product is annotated as carboxypeptidase B-like. Gene Ontology annotation, biological process: proteolysis. Gene Ontology annotation, molecular function: metallocarboxypeptidase activity; zinc ion binding. The transcript is spliced from 7 exons. The coding region runs from base 1 to 1236 and encodes 411 amino acids. Lineage: Eukaryota; Metazoa; Arthropoda; Insecta; Lepidoptera; Pieridae. The record is from RefSeq and is a predicted model, not a curated record.